AUGAUGGCGCGUCCUCGUUCUCGCUCCCCUGACAGCAGGAACCUGUUUUCUUUCCUCGAUCUGAGCGGCCUCUCUACAGGGUCCAUCAUCACGUUGGUCUGCGCGGCCCUGACCCUGGUCUUCAUGCUGCAAGGCUGGCUCUUCAGCUUUGACAGCCCCCUGGAUGACGGGAGUUCUGCCAGCUUUGUGGCGGCCACCAGGCGCAGGCUGAGGGAGGAGCUCAACACUGAGGACGUUUUCCAGCCGGAGGACUGGGGCUCCUUCCACGAGCGCCACGCGGCGGAGAUCCGUGAGCUGGAGCGCUCCUUCAAGCAGCUGCAGAAUGCGGACCACAGGAAGCUGUCCGAAGAGGAGAUGGCUGCCAUGCAACUGGCUGGGGAGAUUGUCUUUCCAGGGGGGGCCAGUUUGGGGGAAGAGGCGACCCCCGGGGGUGGGAACAAGCGUGUGCGGACCCAUGCGGACGAGGUUCUUAAGAAGUUGAGGGAGGAAGAGGAGAAGAAGAAUGAGGAGCUGACCAAGAGGACGGAAAAGCUGAUUGUGCUCAAGCAGAUGCAGAAGAAUCUCAAGAAAACGGUGGGGGCUAAGAAAAGCAUGGUAGGCGCUGAAAAGAAAGAGAGGGUAGAAAGGAAAGACAAGACAGAAAGUAGCAAGGAUCAUCCAGAGCAAAGACAGGGGUUGGAGGAGAACGAAGUCCAAGUUCAAGAUCUGAGCCAGAGCAGGAAGGUUACAGGAGAACCAAUGUUGGUAGACGAUAGGCCGCGGAAGGUGGCCUCUGGUGAGAACGGACAGUCAGUGAAAGUCACUCGUCCAGAGAAUGGGAAUUCCAUCGAAGCUGGUGCAAAAAGCGGACUGACGCUUGUGAAAGGGAGACAGCGGCCCAAGGUCAUGAUCCUGACAGCGAACGAGGCGCGGCCGUGCAAGCUGGCCCGGGGGUACGAGAUCAUCAUGAAGGGAGUGAAGAACAAGAUUGACUAUGCGAGGGUGCACGGUCACGAGCUGUUUUACAGCAUGGAGCUGUUCGACUCGUCGUUCGACAUGUACUGGCUCAAGUACCCCCUCCUCCAGAGGAACAUGGCGGACCGCGCUGACGUGGAAUGGUUCCUCUGGAUGGACACCGACACGCUCAUCACCGACUUCAACUUCGACAUCCCCUUCGACAAGUACCGCGGCUUCGACCUGGUCUUCUCGGGGAGCGAAGAAAAGGUGUACGAGGAAGGGGAUUGGCUGGGUUUAAACGCGGGCAGCUUCCUGGUGCGCAACUCGCACCGCGGCCGCGCGUUCGUGGAUGCCGUGAUGGAGUACGGGGCCCUGGACAAGAGGGUCGACGUCGGCAAUAUGCUCAGCCGCGAGAUCCAAGGCCGGGCGGACAACUGGCCCGCCGACGACCAGUGCGCGAUCGUGCACCUGCUCAGAACGCGCCAGGCCGAGUGGCGCAACUGGACGGUCCUUGAGCCGGACGGCGUGUACCACACGUGGUGGAAGACGGUUCGCCCCAUCCUAGAUAUCCUGGCCGACCAGGGGAACGACAUCGAGGGCGGGGCGGCAUACCCUUUUGUCACACAUUUUACCGGCUGCAAGAUGUGCCACGGCGAGUACGGCGAGGCCAGCCUGGACGAGUGCCACGAGGCGUUCGACCGUGCGUACAACUUUGCGGACAACCAGGUGCUGCGGACGUACGGCUACCAGCACGCCAGCCUCGACAGCGCCGUGCUGCGGCCGCUAUAG
Klebsormidium nitens is the source of this 1725-nucleotide messenger RNA. The record is from the annotation of a GenBank genome assembly. NCBI's taxonomy places the organism in Eukaryota, Viridiplantae, Streptophyta, Klebsormidiophyceae, Klebsormidiales, Klebsormidiaceae.